GAAACAGAGUCAGAGCUCUGAGCUCACAUCAGCCAGAGGGAGGACGAGAGGAGAGGAGAGAUUUAAAGGGAAAUAAAGAGAGGGACAGAGAGAGAGAGAGCUGGUUUAGAAGUUUGGGCCAUGGCUGACAAUGUGAACGAAGAGUCGGAUUAUAUUCCCGGGAAAGAUGAGCUGGACUGGGGCUACGAGGAAGGUGUAGAAUGGGGACUCCAUUUCCCAGCAGCCAACGGGGAGUACCAGUCUCCCAUCAACCUGAACUCGCGGGAGGCCCAGUACGACCCCUCCCUGCUGGACGUGGGUUUAUCGCCCAACUACGUGGUCUGCCGGGACUGUGAGGUCAUCAACGAUGGACACACCGUACGCAUCCUCCUCAAGUCCAAGUCAGUGGUGACCGGGGGCCCCCUGCCCAGCGACCACGAGUUUGAGCUGCACGAGGUGCGCUUCCACUGGGGAAAAGAGAACCAGAGGGGCUCCGAACACACCGUCAACUUCAAAGCCUUCCCCAUGGAGCUCCAUCUGAUCCACUGGAACAGCACCCUGUUCAACAGCUUGGAGGACGCUUUAGGGAUGAAGAACGGAGUCCUCAUCAUCGCUCUUUUCGUGCAGAUUGGGAAGGAGCACCUGGGUCUGAAGGCCAUCACCGAGGUCCUGCAGGACCUGCAGUACAAGGGGAAGAGUAAGACCAUCCCUUGUUUCAACCCCAACACUCUUUUACCGGACCCCCUCCUGAGGGACUACUGGGUGUAUGAGGGCUCCCUCACCACCCCGCCCUGCAGUGAGAAAGUAACCUGGAUCCUCUAUCGAUACCCGCUCACCAUCUCCCAGCUACAGAUCGAGGAGUUCCGGCGGCUCCGGUCGCACCUGAAGGGAGCGGAGCUCCUGGAGGGGAACGACGGGAUGCUGGGGGACAACUUCCGCCCCACCCAGCCCCUCAGCGACCGCACGGUCCGGGCCGCCUUCCAGUGACCCCCCCCCCACCCGAAAACACCUGAGAACACCUGCAGACAACAUCCCAGGUGAGAAACUA
Messenger RNA from Menidia menidia (Atlantic silverside), 1027 nucleotides. Lineage: Eukaryota; Metazoa; Chordata; Actinopteri; Atheriniformes; Atherinopsidae. The record is from the annotation of a GenBank genome assembly.